AUACAACAGUCUUCCAGCAGUUACACCAUUAAAAAUGUCUGAGGAGGAGCACUGCUAUAUGUUCCUUUACCCAAUUAUCCAUCCUUUCUUUCUUGGCCCUCAAAAGGAAUAUAAACUUUUGCUGAAUCAUUCCACAGGAGGCUCAAGACAGAGACCUGACUUUGCCUGUGUGGUGGGUGAUAUACCAAUUUUAAUCUCAGAGAUCAAACCCCUUGGAUAUACACCACUACAACAAAGAAAGGAUAACUUGAGGAUACAGUUGCAAGCCAGAAAAUAUAUUAAUCAGCAAUUGUGGACAAAGCUGAAGCAGCUAUUUUUGCAAAUAUGGGCACACUGA
This is a messenger RNA of Paraglomus brasilianum, 337 nucleotides long. NCBI's taxonomy places the organism in Eukaryota, Fungi, Glomeromycota, Glomeromycetes, Paraglomerales, Paraglomeraceae. The record is from the annotation of a GenBank genome assembly.